Molecule: messenger RNA, 801 nt
Organism: Lachancea sp. 'fantastica'
Lineage: Eukaryota; Fungi; Ascomycota; Saccharomycetes; Saccharomycetales; Saccharomycetaceae
Source: the annotation of a GenBank genome assembly
AUGAGUAGGAACGUGGAUAAGGCGAACUCGGUGCUGGUAAGGUUUCAAGAACUCGAAGCGGAAAAAACGGGUGGUUAUAAGGACUAUUCGCGAUUCAAAAGACCUACAAGAAUCACAUCGAUCAAGAACAGUAAAGAAGCACAACAAUGGCGCCGACAAGUCAUUCAUGACAUCAACUCCAGGGUAACCAAAAUGCACGAUCCAUCCCUGAACGAAUUCCAGCUCAGAGAGCUGAAUGACGAACUGAAUGACCUAUUUACAGAGAAGAACCGUUGGGAGCGUCACAUUCAUAAAAACUUAAAGGGACCUGAUUAUUCUCGAGACAAGAUGUUCAAGUUUGCUGGAAAAUUACUGAAGGGUCGCCGCUAUUUUGGGCGGGCUCUUGAGCUACCAGAGGCCAGAGAAUUGGCCCAAUCUGACCUUGACCGUCGUACGAAGCUGCAGACCACUCGCCAACGCCAAGCAGCCCUGCAUAAUAAAAUUAAAAGAUGGGAAAAGACUUUGGGGCCAGAGUACUACGGCUUUUUGCCAAAUGAAGGCAUACGCUUUCAUCGUCCUUUGACCGUGGACAGCCAAAAUAUAACCGAAUUACUGACAUCAGAGCCUACAGAACAGACACCGCUUAGAGAUUAUGAAGAAGAGUGGACAGUGACUUACAGGUCCGAACUGGGAAGCGAAGAUGUGUCGCCAAAGCCACAAGCUAUAAUUCCGGCGAUGGAGUACGUACCAAACCAAAAAGAGAUGGAGAACUGGUUAGUGCAAAGGCGAAAACAACAGCUGCAAAAACAGCUGGGACUUUGA